Durio zibethinus is the source of this 2338-nucleotide messenger RNA. RefSeq lists its product as uncharacterized. Lineage: Eukaryota; Viridiplantae; Streptophyta; Magnoliopsida; Malvales; Malvaceae. The record is from RefSeq and is a predicted model, not a curated record.
CAAAAGAAAAUUAAUAAUGAUAAAUAAAUAAAGAACCAGAAAGGAAGAAUAAUUAAAAAAAAAUUAUUGUCUGGCUCUUAGAAAUUGGAAAUGUGUAAAAAUUGGUGGUGAAAAGUGAAUAUGGUAGCAGCAAAGACAGCGGCAGAAGCAGAUCAGGGAGGGAAUGGAGCAUGAGGCAGAUGGUGCAUUAUGGGAAAAGUUGAGGAAGAGCAGAGGUUGAGUUCAAGUGUGAGCAGUGAGGUAUCAGUGGAGGCUGCGGCUCCUCCAAUUUCAAGCUUGAGCUUCAGAUUUGCUGCAUGUGGAUCCAAAAGAUCUCUCUUUAGCCUUCGAUGCUUCCUCAUCCUGCUCUUUUCUCUUGCCCUCUUCCUUUCUGCUUUAUUUUGGCUGCCCCCUUUUCUUCAUUUUUCAGAUCAGUCUGAUCUGGAUCUUGAUUCCCAGUUCAAAGGUCAUGAUAUUGUAGCAAGUUUUAAUGUUCAGAAGCCGGUUUCUUUGCUGGAAGACAAUCUCUUGCAGCUUGAAAGUGACAUUUUUGAUGAGAUAGGCUUUCCCACAAGCAAAGUGGUUAUCUUAUCUCUCAAACCUUUAACUGGAUCAAAGAUAACAAAUGUUGUCUUCGGGGUUGAUCCUGAUGUAGGAUAUUAUAAGAUAUCUUCAACUGCUCUAAGUUUGAUAAGGGCAUCAUUUGAAUCUUUGGUUAUACGCCAACCACCUCUACGCUUGACUAAAUCCUUGUUUGGGGAUCCAUUAUUCUUCGAGGUGCUAAAAUUCCCUGAAGGAAUUACUAUAAUUCCCCCUCAAAGUGCGUUUCUUCUGCAGAAAGUACAAAUCCCUUUCAACUUUACCUUAAACUUUUCUAUUUAUGAAAUACAAGUAAAUUUUGACGAACUGACAAGCCAGCUGAACGCUGGAUUGCGUCUAGCCCCGUAUGAGAAUUUGUAUGUUAGGUUGUCUAAUUCUGAAGGCUCCACAGUUGCUCCUCCCACAAUAGUCCAGUCUACUGUUCUAUUGGCUGUGGGGAAUGCUCCAUCAAUGCCAAGAUUGAAGCAACUAGCUCAAACCAUCACAGGUUCUCAUUCAAGAAACCUUGGCCUGAACAACAGUGUAUUUGGUAGAGUUAAGCAAGUUCGGCUUUCAUCCAUUUUGCAACAUUCCCUUAAUGGAAGUGAUGGCAAUUCAAACUCGUGGUCCCCUUCUCCUGCCCCGUUACCUCAUCCCAGCCACAAUCAUCAUCAUCAUCACCAUCACCACCAUCACCACCACCUCCACCAUCACCAUCACCAUCACCAUCACCAUCACCAUCACCAUCACCAUCACCACCACAUUGCUUAUCUAGCUCCUGCAGUUUCACCUGCUACAUCAACUGAGAAAGGUGUACCCGCACCUGCAGAUUACUCACCUUCUCCUAAGAUGAUUUCACCUGGAUCUCCAUGGAAUUGCUUGGCAAAUCCUUCAGGUUGCCAAGACAGGAAUAAAAGGAUCAAGGGGAAGACUGGACAGGAGUCUAAUUUAGCCCCUGUUGGUGCACCCAAAAUUUCUCCUCACCAUUCUGCUGAUUUGCCACACAUACACCCAUCUGCAUUGGCACCCAAACCUAAAUGCAGGCCCAUCUCCCAUUUGGUUCCCACAUCUAGUCCACUGCCAAAUGUAGUGUUUGCUCAUGUUGAGGCUCCAUCAAUGAGUAAACCAAAUAAAGAGGAUCCUGACAGAGCGCCUUCAGUUUUGCCAUCAACAUUGGCAUCGUUAGCCUCUGCAGGUCUACCAACUAUGCAAUGGUGGCUGUCACUUGUAUUAGCUAUUAUAUUCCAUUUAUAACAACAGAGUAGUAACAAGCUAUUUUCUAGUUAGAAUAACUUCAUUUGUAUUUGAGGGAGUCAAAUUGUAUAAUCCAAAAUUAAAGGAGCUGUACCAACUAGAGUUGUGUGGAUGCGAGCAACGCAAAGGGCGUGCCCUCGUGUCGGAGUGGAAUCAUAUAUGCUGUUUUCAUGUUGUAAAUAUUUGUAGUGGCAGCAUUUUCAGGUCAAAGUCACAUUGGUGGCAGGCCCUUGAUUAUGUGAUUGCCGCCGCUCUUUUGUCUAUUCGGUUUUGCAGAAAUCAAAGUGGGCAAAAAUAAAAUAAAAUAAAACUAAUCUAUAUGCGUUGCCGCUAUUUUCCAUGUACCCAUCUCCAAAAUUUCCCUUCAAACUCAAUAGAUCUGGGUGGUUUUUAUAGAAUCAUUGUUUCUGGACAGACUUACUCCAUGUUUAUUGAAAUUUGUGGCAUAUUAGAUUUGGGUUUGAGCAUAUUUUAUCCUCAAUAACUUAUUAGAUGUAGGUGUUCUAAUCUGAUUUCUUGCGUGAUU